Molecule: messenger RNA, 554 nt
Organism: Zingiber officinale
Lineage: Eukaryota; Viridiplantae; Streptophyta; Magnoliopsida; Zingiberales; Zingiberaceae
Product: protein PYRICULARIA ORYZAE RESISTANCE 21-like
Exons: 3
Biological process (GO): regulation of defense response to fungus
Molecular function (GO): metal ion binding
Source: RefSeq, a predicted model, not a curated record
GGGGGCGCCCGAAACCACUGCCUGAUUGCCCUCCAAUUCCCACUUGUGGCCUUUGGGUGGAAGGAUCCGUCUUUAUAGCAACCUUCCUUCCUCCUGUCUUCGUCGCUGCCUGGCUGCCUUCGCUGCAAGGAUUUCAUCACGCUCGAGCAAUGGCAUGGAAGAACACUACGUUGAUUUUGAAAGUUGAUCUGGAAUGCUGCCGCUGCGACAAGAAGAUAAGGAAGAUUUUGUGCAGGCUUCAAGAUGAAGUGCACAUCACGGCGAUCGCCUUUGACGAGAAGAGCGGGACGGUGACGGUCUCCGGCGUGUUUGACGCCGAGAGGGUCUCGAGGAAGCUCAAGUGCAGGGCCGGGAAAGUGAUCAAGAACAUCGAGGAGAAGAAACCAGAGGAGAAGAAGAAACCAGAGGAGAAGAAGAAAGAAGAGAAGAAACCAGAGGAAAAGAAGAAAGAAGAGAAGAAACCAGAGGAGAAGAAGAAAGAAGAGAAGAAACCAGAGGAGAAGAAACCAGAGGAGAAGAAGAAACCAGAGGAGAAGAAACCAGAGGAAAAGAAG